Molecule: messenger RNA, 1311 nt
Organism: Tachysurus vachellii
Lineage: Eukaryota; Metazoa; Chordata; Actinopteri; Siluriformes; Bagridae
Gene: plgrkt
Product: plasminogen receptor, C-terminal lysine transmembrane protein
Exons: 5
Coding region: 143-592 (149 amino acids)
Biological process (GO): positive regulation of plasminogen activation
Cellular component (GO): plasma membrane
Source: RefSeq, a predicted model, not a curated record
GAAUACGAAUAACUCCCAUAUAACGUACACACUGUGUAGUUCUGCGCGUCCUUGAAGCUGAACACAGUGUAAAAAAAAAAACAAAAAAACAAUCUAUAACUAAUUAUCUCGUCUUUAAUCUCUCAGGUACUUUAAUCUCAGAAUGGGAAUUUUUGCAUCAAAGGUCAUGGACCAGAACCUGAAGAAGCAGCAGGAGUUCAUGCUGCACAAUGCCCGAGUACAGAUGGAGCGUCAGAUUCUCAUGCAGAAUGAGAUGCGAGAGCGACAGAUGGCUAUGCAGAUCGCCUGGUCCAGAGAAUUUCUCAAAUACUUUGGGUCAUUUUUCGGUCUGGCUGCAGUCGGGUGCACCGCCGGAGCCAUAAAGAGGAAGAAACCCGGUCUGUUUGCGCCGCUGGUGCCGCUCGGCUUCGUCCUGGCGUAUCAGGUGGACAUGGCGUACGGCUCUUUCAUCCACCGCAUGAGAGAGGAAGCCGAGAACAUCAUGGUGGCUGAAGCGGAUCGGCUGAAUUUACCUCACGGGCCGCCGACGUUUGAGAGCAUCGAGAAAGCACGCAGAGCAAAAUCCCACCUCCCCCCACUGUCUGAAAAGUGAGGCGAGCUUUUAUAAGUAAGUGAGUCACGGAGGCGGUGAUCACGAAGAUGUUCCUGUUUCUGAGGUUCUUUAUUCAGCAGAACUUAAAGCUUUAUCUAUCGAUCACGAGUUUGUGCUGAUACGUGAUCGUAGCAAAGAGAUCAUAAAGAGUCACAGAUAAAUAUUUGAAUUAAAAGCUUUUGACAUUUUCAAGUCUUCGACCUGACAUUUUGGAUCAAUUGCAGCUGAUCAGAGUAAAAUCUUGUUCUGAUUGGUUGUUCCUAACGUAACGUAAACAGUUUAAAAUAAUAUCAUUAAUCACAAUUUUAAUUUAUUUUUAAUUCUUUAAUUACAUUUAUUAAUUUAGCUCAAGAAACUCUUUACAGAACUGCAUUAUUACAAACUGCACCUUUAUGUUAUAAGGACAUAAUUUACUGAUCAGCAGCUAAAUCGUGGCUCACGUUUGGUGUUUUAGUCGUCGGAACUUCAGACAAAUAAAACAAAUAUCUACAAGUUUUUUAAACAGUGACAGGAGUAAAAUCAUCAAACAUCACGAUGUCAUCUGCCAUCUUUAAUGUGUGUGUGUGUGUCUGUGUGUGUGUGUGUCUGUGUGUGUGUGUGUCUGUGUGUGUGUGUAUAUGCAAACAUGUAAGUUCUCUUUGCUCUUUUUUGCUGUCUGUAAAAUGGUGUUGAAUUACAGGUGUGUUACUGAGAAAUAAAUAAAAUAACAAUAACACUCC